AUGCCGAUCAACAACACCGCGAAGCUCGGAGGGACCGCCUCCGAUGAGACCGUCGCGAAAGUCGGGCACGGCCUCAUGAUGAUGACAUGGCGCGGCUCGGGCGUCGUGCCCGACGAGCAGUGCUUCGAGGCCAUCAAGGCCGGCAUCGACGCCCUCCCGCCGGGCACCAAGGCCCUUCUCAACAGCGGCGAGUUCUACGCGAACGACCUCGGCACGGGCAACCUCGAGCUCCUCGCGCGCUUCUUCGACAAGCACCCCGGCUACGCGGACAAGACCUUCCUCUCCGUCAAGGGCGGACGGUCUGCGCAGGGCCUUGGGCCCGAUGGCUCCCCGGAGAACCUCCGCCGCAGCGUGGACAGCAUCAACGCUGCCCUUCGCGGCACAAAGAAGCUGGACCUCUUCGAGUCUGCGCGCGUAGACCACAACGUGCCCGUCGAGGAGUCGAUCAAGGCACUCGCGGGCCUCAUCAAGGAGGGCAAGUUCGACCACAUCGGCCUGUCGGAGUGCAGUGCUGCGACGCUCAGGCGGGCGCACGCUGUGCACCCGAUCGCUGCUGUCGAGAUCGAGGUCAGCCCGUGGUCGUACGAAGAGGAGACCAAGAAGGUCAUCGCCGCUUCCAAAGAGCUCGGCAUCUCCGUCGUCGCCUACUCCCCCCUCGGUCGGGGCUUCCUGACGGGGGCGAUCAAGAGCGUGGACGACCUGCCCGAGAACGACAUGCGCCGGCGGUUCACGCGCUUCGGCGAGGAGUACAUGAAGCACAACCUCGCGCUCGUCGACGCGCUCCAGGCGAUCGCAGCCAAGAAGGGCUGCACGCCCGGCCAGCUGAGCAUCGCGUGGGUCGGCUCGCUCGGCGAGCACGUCAUCCCCCUCCCCGGGUCCUCGAAAAAGGAGCGCACGCUGGAGAACCUCGCGGGCGGCGACGUCGUGCUCACGGAGGCGGACCUCGCGGAGAUCAAUGCCGUCCUGGAGAAGCACGAGGUCAAGGGCGAUCGCUACUUUGGCAACCCCGCGGCCGCGCACUUGUGGGGAUGA
Molecule: messenger RNA, 1032 nt
Organism: Rhodofomes roseus
Lineage: Eukaryota; Fungi; Basidiomycota; Agaricomycetes; Polyporales; Fomitopsidaceae
Product: aldo/keto reductase
Exons: 7
Coding region: 1-1032 (343 amino acids)
Cellular component (GO): cytoplasm
Source: RefSeq, a predicted model, not a curated record